Nerophis lumbriciformis (worm pipefish) is the source of this 813-nucleotide messenger RNA. Lineage: Eukaryota; Metazoa; Chordata; Actinopteri; Syngnathiformes; Syngnathidae. The record is from RefSeq and is a predicted model, not a curated record.
AUGAAGCAGGUGGAUAUUAGAAAUAAGGCCGAAUUAGAUAAGAAAGGAUACCAAGUGCACUGCAGAGUACACAGUCCAGGCAAGGAAAAGAGGUCCUCUCUUUGCAAGAGGAAGUCUUCUCUAUCCCAGGAGGUGGCCUUGAAGCUGCAGUGUAGAGCAUCCAAUGUUGAUCAAACACGUAAACCUGGCAUGGCCAAUAAAGAAAACGAGGUGACAUGCUCGGAUGUGAGGGGCAAUCACUACAAGCAUAAGAGCAGGCCGUCUGUGAACGUCACAGAGGCCUCUAAGAUGGAAGGUCCCAGCUCUAAGUACAGCGAUUUUACUGAGUUAUCAAAGGACCAUGAAGCAGUGACUCACAUUCUCUUUGGAAGGAACCUUCGACUUAAAGUGGCCCUCACACUUUGGCGAAGAAACCCCGUUGAAUUAGUGGCUUAUCUGAUUGUAAUUCAAGACACAGGAGUGCUGCUUGACCUAUUACCUGUCAUAACAAACAACCUUCUAACUGAAACAUCAUAUUUUUCACUUGGAUGCUGUGUUGACCUCAUACCCCAAGUAAAAGUGAUCCUAUCCAGUAAAUAUGAAGAACAGAUAAUUGUGGGUUUACACUGGGUUCAGGCUGUCAUCAGGAAGUGGUGGCCAGACCUUUCAAAAACAGAGAAACAACUGCGGGACAGUUUGGACAACAGGAACAUUAUAGCUUUGAAGCAACGUCUAAGGGACUUGUGGAAGGACGGAUCUAGGUUAUGUCUGCUUUCAGGUUCUACUGGAGAUCUGGCAAAGGAAAUUGAAGCCUAUGUUCUUCAGCUGCCCUGA